Messenger RNA from Hirundo rustica (Barn swallow), 5650 nucleotides. It is a transcript of the gene BAHD1, whose product is annotated as bromo adjacent homology domain containing 1. The coding region runs from base 205 to 2712 and encodes 835 amino acids. Gene Ontology annotation, molecular function: chromatin binding. The transcript is spliced from 7 exons. The record is from RefSeq and is a predicted model, not a curated record. Lineage: Eukaryota; Metazoa; Chordata; Aves; Passeriformes; Hirundinidae.
ACCAGCUCUCCCAACAUCUGACCAGUAGCUGAGAGCGUCUCCCGCUGCCACUUUGGCUCUGCUUCAGCUGGCAGCUCGUGCAGCUCAGGAGUCCCUCUGGGAUCGCCUCUCCAGUCGCAUUUCCCGUCGUCUGGCUUCACACGUUGUCUCUUUGUAUCCCACUCCUUGGAGCCUGGUGCUCUGAACCGAUUGGACAUUGAUCCUAUGACGCAUGCCCGGAAAAAACAGCUUUUCCUUGUGAAACAUCCAGCUGGUUCUGCUGGCCAGGCCUCGUCGCCAACAGGCAGCAGGAGGAUGGACAGGGCCAACGCAGAGCAGCGGGACGGAGAUGCCUCGGAGGCUCCAAACUGUCCCAGUGGUUUUGUAGGGAGUAACAAAAGCAAGAGUUUGCGCGAAGUGCGAAAGACGUACCCGCUGAGGAGGCGGCUGCUCCCCUCGGUGAGCAAAAAGACCUGCAAGGUGCUCCUCACCAGGCUGGAGGAUGUGGCCGGCUCUCUGUCCAAGCAGACCCCGAGCUGUAAAAAAAAGCACCUUCCCAGCUGGGUUGAGGGUUUGGGAUCUGCUUUGUUCUCGGAACAAGUUCAGCCUGUGGGAGCGAGCAAGAGUGAGUCAUCCGGGGAGAAGUGCGCGGUAACUUAUCCCGGGCCGGAGCAGGACUUUGAUCCUGCUCCCUCGGAGCCCAGGAAGCGCCGGCUGGCCUCGCUGAACGCUGAGGCAGUGAACAACCUGCUGUUCGAACGGGACGAUGGCUCGUUAUCCGGCAGGCGCUUCCGCAGGGACUCGGGGAAGGCUGCUGGGGACUGUACCCUCAAGGGCUUGCAGUGCAAAGCCGGUGACAACUGGCCUGCCCUGGAAAAACCGGCUGUGAAAGCAGGGAAGGGAAAGAACCGGCACGAGCCCAGUCAGAAAUGCAAUAGCUGCGAGCAUUCGCUGGACGAGGUCUUUGAUGAUGGGGCAAAGAGGGAGGAUGGGGCCGUCUCCUACCAUCCCACCCCAAAGAGACUGGCCAGCCUGAACGCCGUGGCCUUCCUGAAGCUGACCCACGAGAAAGACCAGCCCCUGAAACAGAGGAAUAAAUCAGACGGGGAGGGCAAGUCCGAGAACCACUGUUCGAAAUCUACGCUCAAAUGGGCCAAAGCCGGUCGGAAGAACUGUGUCAAAUCCAAGAAGGAGGUGGCUAGCUUAAAAAUGGAUGGGCAGCACGGCUGGCAAGGCCAGACCCUGGGCACGUUUGGGAAAGGGGAGCAGCGGGACUCUUCCAGGCUCUAUGGGACAACAGAGCCCGUCCCCUACGAGUCGCUGUCUGGCUCCUACGCCAGCACGGAGGGCUUCUACCACAGACUGCCUCUGCUCAUGGGAGGACAAGCUUCCAUGAAGCCGGAGUAUGGAAGGCCCGGAGAGAAAUCCCCAACCCCCAAACAGGAAUUUCAUCAGCCUUCCUUUCCCAUGCAGCAGUUCCCUCCCUUGCCUGUGCCCGGGAAUCACGCGGAUUGUGGAUGCCUCUAUGAAUCCUCAGAUCUGACUCCGUUGAACGGGUUUUACGUUUAUUACGGCCAAAGCGGAUACAGUGGCUACUCCCCCUGCUCCGUUUAUCCCAAGGACGAGCUGUCGCAGGCCGCCACCUGCGAGGGGCUCCUGGUAUCUUCCGGUUCCUUGCCGUCGGGCGCUCACUUCCAGCCCCUGCACUGGUGCAGCUCUCCGUACUGCUGCGGGGAGGGAGCGGCCGUGAGCAGCUACAGCGUCUGCGGCGUGGUGCACGUGCCGGAGGGCAGGAUCGGCAGCGUGCACGCCGGACGGAGCAGCUACCCCUACAAAAUGCCUUUUGCAGCAGAAGGCUGCAAGUCUCUGGACCAGCUGAACCUCACAAUCCCGGUGGCAGGACACCCCGCGUCGCCUGCCCACCCGCUCUCAGGAUGUCCUGUGCCCAGCGUGCCGCCGGCUGCGGAGCCCGUUCCUCACCUGCAGACCCCCAACUCUGACCCUCAGACCAUGGCCCGAGAAUGUCCUCAGAGCUCCAAGCCUCCCAGCGGCUCCAAGUCCGGGCUGCGCAAUACUCCGGGCUGCCUGCACGCCUCCAACAGCAAAGCGGCCGGGGGCCAUUCCCACCCCAAGCAGCAGCGGAUCAGCCGGCGCAGGGCCACCAACGGCUGGAUCCCCGUGGGCACGGCCUGCGAGAAGGCCGUCUACGUCGUGAACGAGCCGGAGCCGGCCGUGCGCAAGAGCUACCAGGCUGUGGAGAGGGACGGGGAGAUCAUCCGGGUGCGGGACACCGUGCUCCUCAAAUCGGGGCCCCGCAAGAAAUCCAUGCCCUACGUGGCCAAGAUCUCCGCACUCUGGGAGGACCCCAAGACAGGAGAGCUGAUGAUGAGCCUCCUGUGGUAUUACAGACCGGAGCACACUCAGGGAGGCCGCAACCCCAGCAUGCACCAGAAUGAGAUCUUUGCGUCGCGGCACCAGGACGAGAACAGCGUGGCCUGCAUCGAGGAGAAGUGCUACGUGCUGACCUUCGCGGAGUACUGCAGAUUUUGUGCCUUGGCAAAGCGUCGAGUCGAAGGGAUCCCGGGCAGGAAAACCAUCAUGGUUCCUCCCUCGGAGGAGUACUCCACCCCUCCGCACCGCAAGGUGCCCGAGGACACGGACCCCGAGCUGGUUUUCCUCUGUCGUCACGUCUACGACUUCAGGCACGGGCGCAUCCUGAAGAACCCGCAGUAGCACAGCCCUGCCUUGGGAGCAGGGACACCCUGUGCACUCCCACCCACCUGGUGCUGCUGCAGGUGGGGAGCGCCCAGCGCCCCGUCCUGGCACUGGGGAGCGUGCAGGGAGAGGAGGAGCCCGCGGAGGGAGGCAGCAGCUGAAAGCACAGCACUUCGUUCAAAGCAUAAAUGAGAAUAUAUACGUAAAAAAAAAAAAAAGAAAAUAAAUAUAUGUAUAUAGAUAUAGGGAUUUGCAUAAGUAAAUCUAUAUCUAUAUAUGUAUGUAGAGCUGCAUCUAUUUGGGAGGGUCUGCAGGGGAUAAAAGCCAGGAAGCGACGCAGAGCCGUGGCCGGGGGAACGGCGGGAAGGUGCAGGAGGGACGCGUCAGCGCGGUGUUUGUUGGGUCUGGCUGGGACAGUCGGUGGUUCUCGGGCCCUGAACCGAGCCCGGUUCUUGGCAGAGCACAGGAGAGUCUCCUUGGUCCCGCAGGACAGACUGUGAGGAUUCCCACGGUGAGAGCUUCUUCAAAAUACACCUUUGGGAGCUGCCUGGGUGCGGAGUGGCCUUGUGUGUCGUGCUUGGAUGGGCGUUGCUCCACCAGGGGAGGAGGCGAUCCCCGUUCUCCCUCGUCUUUUCCCUCCCCUCACCUCGCUGCUCCGUGAUUCACCGCCUAGGCUGGGGCUUGGAGCCUGCAAGGAGCUGGCAAGGUGCCAGGUGUCACACCCCAGUGAAGGGUUAGAGCUGGUCCUGUCCCAGGUGUCCCGAUCAAUCCCACAGGAUCCUGUGCCCCAUUCCCGAGGCCCAGCGCUCGCCGGCACGCGUCGCUUGGAAGCUUGGAGCUCACAAAGUGGGCUCCGCUGGGGAGAACCGCGUUUCCUCUUCUCUUCUGAGUGUUGCUCUUCCUCUGAUGGCUCGGGGGGCUCUGGAUUUUCUCUUUCUUCCCAGUUUGUUUCCUGUAGUGUCGUUUACAGACCCUGCUUAUCCCCUUGUGUCUGCUGUGGGAAGAAGCCGGAGGGGGAAUUGGCAAACCCUUUUCUUGCGUGUUUUUGGCUUUUUAAAAUUCCUUCCCCAUGUGACUGUCCUGAUCCUGGGAGAGCUGUUGAAGCCAUCAGCAGCCUCUCCCCCUCCAAACUCAUCCCGGUGUCCGAGCAAGCUCACCAAAGUGGUUUUGUGGCUCCUGAAAGGACCUGAGCAUCGGGAGAAGUUCGCAUGGACCGUGCGAGCCCCGCAGGUCCUGCCUCUUGCCUUACCUGUACAGAUCCCAGACAGACCUUAGCUUAUCUCAACGCUAACUUGGAGUUAGCAAACCAAAGGACAGUGUCACAUCCUGGGGAGUCACUGCACCAGGCUGGGAGCCCAGCCUGAGAUUGCACUAACGUACAGCAGAACCGACCCCGUGCCACCCACGUUCCUGCUGGCUGGAGCCACUCGCUGAAACCAGGGGAUCUGCGUUUUCCCAGUCUUUCGGGGCUUCUGAACUGGUGUGUCCGUGGUGGAAGUGUCCAUGCUGCUUUAAUAUAUUAUCAGUGGGAGCAGCAUCCCCCGUACUCCCUGGGGACACAGGGCUUGUCACCUUGCUCCGUUGGCCGCACGCCUGCCCGGCCUGGAGAGAAAACCCACGGCAUCCAAUUCCUUACCUGGAAUAGUUCAGGCACGCAGGAGUUCUCCAGAGAUUUGCUCUGCAUACCAAAGAGGGGAACGUGUCCGGAGGCGAUGGCUCGAGGGGAUGACAAGGUCUGGCACCCGCCGCAGCAGGCGGGCAUCUCCCUGCAGCUGGUGGAUGAUUCCUGCUGGAAAAUUCCUGUUCAUUCCCACCCGCAUAGCCCCGGGAGAACACCCAGCUCCAAGAAGGGGGGAUCGCAGGUGUGCGAGCGAGAAUUUGUCAGGUGAAGCAUCUUCUCUCACUUAUACCUCAAGAUACUGCUGGUGUCAAAGGGAUUGCCCAGGUCUCUCCUGAACAAUUCGCUUGGCACUGCGGGUCUCUUGGAAUGACACGGUGGGGCUGUGCUGGCGUGGGAAGUGGUGGCACUUCGGGGUCACUCGGGUGAAGGGGUGCAAGGAGGCACUGGAGAAGGUGGUCUCUGAUGCUUCUGGGGGAGGAUAUGAAGUGGUUUUCCCCUCUAGCUGGAGAGGUGGAGCUGCUCCUGCCCGUGACACGGAGGGAACGGCAGCUGCCCGGCCACGGGGGGGAGCGCAGCAGCUGCGCACUUCACAGUGGGUGGAAGGUGAUGGGAAGCCCUAAAUCCACGUGUUUGGCUUCGUGGAGACUCCUUUGCCCCUUGAACCUGAAGCAGGAGAGCUGCUGUGGCCAUUUCUCCCUGGCAGUGCUUUGGACGUGGAAUGCUGCAAGACCCACCGGCCAGGUGAGCCUGAGCACUGCUGCAGCCGGGCCCAGGUGUGAGACCCAGCCUUGGAACAGCAGUAACUCACCGAAAUUCCUCCUUCUGCCCCCUCUCCCCCUGCUCCCACCUUAUCCUGGCUCCUCUCCGGGUAGCAGGGAAGUUAUCCUUGCCCUGGCUCCAUAACGGGCUCCGGUCCAGCUCUGGAGAGGACAAACGUGACUCUUCUCGUGUUGAAUCUGCUUCAGGCCAUGAACAUUGAGGUUCACGUGGUUGCUGAUGCUGUUGUGCAAACAGCAUGUAAAUGAACUGAAAUGUCUUAUCCCUAAUGAAAAGAUUUCCUGCUUUUUUAAUCUAUUAGAUAUGGAAAUAUUUUUUGAAACUGAAAAAUGCAGUCGGUAGAAUUUAAAUCGAAGCGUAAUACAUGUAAAAUAUAUUUUAGUUGAUAAUUUUGUAAAAUGCACUUUUUUGUGUCUCUUCCCUGGUUUCCCAGAUCUGUAUUUCAUUGUUUACAGAUGGAAUGAGAACAUUCCCUAUUCCCUCCUUCUGUGAGAAAGAUAUAUUAGAAGUAAUUCUUAAAAAAUAAAUUUGAAAAAUCGUAUUGAUUUAGAAAACAAA